Sphaerodactylus townsendi is the source of this 2863-nucleotide messenger RNA. Its product is annotated as neuropeptide Y receptor type 2-like. Bases 456 to 1610 code for a protein of 384 amino acids. The record is from RefSeq and is a predicted model, not a curated record. The transcript has 3 exons. Gene Ontology annotation, biological process: G protein-coupled receptor signaling pathway. Gene Ontology annotation, cellular component: membrane. Lineage: Eukaryota; Metazoa; Chordata; Lepidosauria; Squamata; Sphaerodactylidae. Gene Ontology annotation, molecular function: neuropeptide Y receptor activity.
GAACAGCAGCUGCUGCUGGCUCCCUCUCUCCCAGUGCUUUGCUGUUUGGUAAACGCACUCCCUUCGCCCUCUCACUUCAUGAUCUAACAGUGCAUCCAGCUAUGCAGGGUAGGGACUGUCACUCAUUCUCAGAGGCUGAAGCGUAGCUUGUCAGCAGUACCUUUACGAAGAAUGAGGCAAACUCCUGGGGAAAAGACUUCUGCAUAAUUUGGAGGGCUUUCUGGAAGUAACUUUGAGAAAGUGUUUUCCCCCCCCUUGGUUAGUACUAGUUGAUCUCACACAGUGGAAGGAGAGUGGGAGGAAAUAAACAAAAAUUUCUGUUUGGCACAGCAAUGAAACAAUAACUUCAGUGAGCUUGGGAAUUGAUAUCAGGUAUCUUCAAUUGAGACUGUUUUCGUCUUUCAAGACAAAGUGGCUAACUUAUACAUCCUCAGCCUAGUGGCAAAAAAUUAAUUAUGGGGUUGCUUGAUCAAGCCAACAGCACUACUAUCUUGAACAUGUUGGAUAAAAAGUGGUCAUUUGCCUGGAACACAAAGAACAUAGUCACCCCUAGUCAGGGGCUCCAAGGAUCCACCAAUGCUAUGAUGGACAGCACCAAGAUCUUGGGAGUCCAGAUCAUCCUGAUAGCUGCCUACUCUCUCAUCAUUCUGUUGGGGUUCAUUGGCAACUCUUUAGUCAUCUACAUGAUAGUGAGAUACAAAACCAUGAGGACUGUUACCAAUUUUUUCAUAGCUAACCUGGCUCUGGCAGACUUAAUGGUAGACACGCUGUGCUUGCCCUUCACUUUGGCCUAUACUCUGCUUGAUGAAUGGAAGUUUGGGGCUGCGCUUUGUCACCUGGUCUCCUAUGCUCAAGCUUUAAGUGUGCAUGUGUCCACCUUCACCUUAACUGUGAUUGCUCUGGACAGGUACAGAUGCAUAGUUUUCCACCUGGACAGGAGGAUAUCCAAGAAGAUCAGCUUCACCAUCAUAACAAUUACAUGGCUGGUUGCUGCUGUCCUAGCCAGUCCCCUGGCCAUCUUCCGAGAGUACAAAUAUGAAGAAAUUCCAUCCAUCAAUCUCAAAAUAGCUGUCUGCUCUGAGAAGUGGCCUUCAGAAAACAGAGAUGCUACCAUAUACAGCUUAUCCAUGCUCCUUUUGCAGUAUGUCCUCCCUCUUUCCAUCAUCUGCUAUGCCUACAUCAGGAUAUGGAUCAAACUCAAAGGCCAUAUAAGCCCCACCACUAGGAAUGACAGUCAGUGCCGCAGGAGGAAGACCACAAAAAUGCUAGUGAUGGUGGUGGUGGUGUUUGCAGUCUCUUGGCUUCCUUUCCACAUUUUCCAGCUUGCCAUUGACUUAGAUCUGGUGCUCAACUACCAUGAGUAUAAACUCCUUUAUACAGUUUUCCAUGUGGUGGCCAUGUGCUCAACUUUUGCUAACCCUCUACUCUAUGGUUGGAUGAAUAAGAACUACCGAAAUGGAUUCCUCACAUUCUUCCAUUGCCAGAACAAGCCUGAGAGACUUUAUACAGAGGGAUCCAUCAGAGGUCGAUCCUGUACUUUCAGAGCCACCACCUUGAAUGGGAGCAUCAAACACUCAGCAGGCAAUGGACAGCCACCAACACAGGUUUAGCAGACACAAGCAAUGGUAUCUCCACAGAAGGGCUGGAACCUCAGUGGUGACCAUGUUGGACUGAAGCCUUUUCUAAUAUAGAAAUGUGUUGAAAUGCUGCUGCUAUCAUAACCACAUAAAAACCUCCUUGUGUAUCUUCACAAAGAACAAAAUUAUCUAUGGGUGAAAAAACUAAAACACCAGCCAAUGCAAAAGUAUCUGUUGCCAUAAUUAAAAAAACAAUGGAUAGUAUGUUAUACAUUAAAUGCAUUGCAUAUUCUUCUAUAUGAGAAGCCACUAUCUUCUGUUGAAUUUCUUACUUCAAAUUCAUAUUUUAAAAUUUCUGGAUCCUAAUCUUUGAGAGUAAACUAUUGCUAUUAUAUUGUUACAUGUGCCAGAAGUUACUGGAGCCAACUUUCCCUUUAAUGGAGGGAGAAAAGUCAUUUUUGUGGCAAAUAUAAAAUAUUGACAAAUAUAAAGGUAGAACACAUAUGGAGAUGAAGGAGCAUUCCUGUUAGAGAUCAUAUCUGCUACCUCAUAGUAGAUCCCUAGAGAUGGAUUCAGCCAACUUGAGUAGUAGCUGUUUGCUCCUCUAUGUCUCUUGUGGCAUUAAGACUGCAUUUCCUUUUCGCACCAAGACACAUAUCUGCUCACUUCCUUCAGUUGAGUGGUAGAUAAUUUCACACAAGCCAAUUUCUUAACAAUUGAGGUCAACUGAGGAAACAUCCAUAAUCAUGACACAUUAUCAACUCCUUUGUCAUGAAGGAUAGAUGAGCCACAGUAAACAGAAGAAAACUAGUUAUUAUUGGUAAUUUGGGAAUAAGUAAUCAAAACACUUGGGAAGCAGAAGUUAUACAGUAUAUGGAUUCUGUAGAAAGUCUUGGUUAAAAUAUGAAAUUGUAAGUUUUCAAACAACUGUAGAUAGAUGACAAUGUUACUUUUAUAUUUAUGUCUCCAGAAAGAAUGGCUGUUUUUCAUGUACCAUCUGCAACUAAUAAUUGGUGUGGAGAGCAAGUUCCCAGUUCAUUCACUGUUUACAUUCCACUUCCAGGGGUAGGCGUAUUAUUAAAAGAGUAUACCUCAUUGACAAAGUAGAUGCUCAACUCUCUAGAUAAAAGUUUUAGGUUUUCUGUCUUCAUGGUCAAUACCUUUCCCUUCUCCUUCAUUAUUUGUGUUUGCUUUCUUGAAAUGGUGAAUGUGCCUUGCUGUAUCUGCACAUGACAAUUUAUUUUGACAGACACAUUGCUAAUUUUAAAAUAAAUACUUCAUAAUUU